AACCAACAAUUUGCGUGCUUGUCUUGUUCUUCUCUACCCUAAGCAAAACCAGAAGCUGUUGUCAGAGCAGAGGAGAAUAUAUUUAAAAAAAAAAAAAAAAAUGAUGUAUGGAGCAAAUGGCGUUGCUUGGGUACAAGACAGAGAAGAACAAGACUCGGUUUCAGCUUCAUUUGCUACAAACUCAAACCCCAACAUCAACACUGACGAAUUGAGCUGUGUGUCAGCGUGUGCUUUCAAACCCAUGCUUGAGUUCAAUGAAGAAUGGUGCGUGGCCAAUAACAAUACCCAAAAUCACCCAUAUAUUAAAGACAACAAUAUGGCCUUCUCUUCCAACUUUGCUGCUGACUCAGAUAAUCUUAAUCUAUUGCUCCCCACAUUGGAUUCUUCCUCUUCCACUCUGUUCAGCAACUUUUCUUCUCUUCUUAGUACCAUGAUCCCUACCACGCAUGGCUUUGACAUGGGUUGCGAGGUUGGGUUUCUAGACCCUCAAUCUUCUACUACUACUACUACUACUACUGUUACUACUUCCAAAGUUAUGAACCAAGGUGCUGGCUUCUCGUGUGCCUUCAGUAACUUAAGCUCAAAUAACCAUUUAAUGCCACAAAACAGUGUUGGUUUUUCUGGUUUCAACAACUUUGAGGAGGGUUCUUCUGGAAAGAUACUGAGACCCCUCGAAUCGUUGCCUCCAUCGGGUGCAAGGCCAACUCUUUUUCAGAAGAGAGCAGCAUUUCGUAAAAACUUGACAGAGGAAAGGAAUGAUAAGAAAAGGAAGAGGAGUUAUGGAGAAGAUGUAGAAGAUGGAAGUUUUGAUGGUUCGGGAUUAAAUUAUGAUUCUGAUGAGAUGAAUAAUGAUGAAAGUGAUAACAAUAAGAAUAUUGGUGGAAACAGCACAAUCACAGGAGGGGAUCAGAAAGGGAAGAAGAAGGGAAUACCAGCUAAGAAUUUAAUGGCCGAACGCCGCAGAAGGAAGAAGCUCAAUGAUAGACUCUAUAUGCUGAGAUCCAUUGUUCCAAAUAUUAGCAAAAUGGACAGGGCUUCAAUCCUUGGGGAUGCAAUUGAGUAUUUGAAGGAACUUAUGCAGAGGAUCAGUGACCUUCACAACGAAUUGGAGUCAACACCAGCUGGCUCUUCAGUGACACCAGCUUCGAGCUUGCAUCCUUUGACACCAACUACUCUAUCUACGCUACCAGGUCGUAUGAAAGAAGAACUUUACACAAGCUCAUUGCCAAGCCCAAAUGGCCAACCUGCCAGGGUUGAGGUUCGGUUGCGGGAAGGAAGAGCUGUGGACAUCCACAUGUUUUGUAGCCGCAAACCGGGUUUGUUGCUGUCAACGAUGAGGGCUUUGGAUAACCUUGGGUUAGAGAUCCAGCAGGCUGUUAUCAGCUAUUUCAAUGGAUUUGCUAUGGAUAUUUUUCGAGCUGAGCAAUGCAAAGAAGGUCAGGAUAUCUAUCCGGAGCAAAUCAAAGCAGUACUAUUGGAUUCAGCUGGCUUCCAUAACAUGACCUAGUUUUUUUGGAAGAAACAAACUGCUUGCUCCCAAAUCCAAUUAGCAAUUUUAAUCGGGUUUUGAUGCCCAACAAUUCAAGUGUACGAUACUGGAUCUGUUAACUUCCGCUUUAGUUGAAUUGAGAAAAAUUUCCACAUGCAUUUUACCAAUUAAAAGCACUACUGUCUACAACUGUUUAGCAACUUUUGCAUUUUCAUGUUGAAACGAAAAGUUUCUGAUGGUCUCCACUUAGUUUAGCAACAUUCUA
Messenger RNA from Gastrolobium bilobum, 1754 nucleotides. Its product is annotated as transcription factor ICE1-like. Gene Ontology annotation, cellular component: nucleus. The transcript has 4 exons. The record is from RefSeq and is a predicted model, not a curated record. The coding region runs from base 101 to 1507 and encodes 468 amino acids. Gene Ontology annotation, biological process: regulation of DNA-templated transcription. Gene Ontology annotation, molecular function: DNA-binding transcription factor activity; sequence-specific DNA binding; protein dimerization activity. Lineage: Eukaryota; Viridiplantae; Streptophyta; Magnoliopsida; Fabales; Fabaceae.